This is a messenger RNA of Didymodactylos carnosus, 582 nucleotides long. The record is from the annotation of a GenBank genome assembly. Lineage: Eukaryota; Metazoa; Rotifera; Eurotatoria; Philodinida; Philodinidae.
AUGCUUAAAAAAAGAAGCUCACUAUCCUAUAUAAACUUAUGGAUAUUCAGUAGAAGAGUACACAAAAAUUCUCCGAAACAUAAAAAGGCAGAUCAUUGGUUUCUCGGUCCCAUUGGUUUAGCAUUAAUACCAGCCGACAUUGUUGAAAGUACUUGGACGGAUAUUAUGAAUUUAUACACCCCAGAUGAUGUUAAUGCUACUGAAUUCAAUGAUUAUUUAGUUCAAACCUAUGUAGAUAUUAGUUUAUAUGGGAUUAAUAUAUGGAAUGUGCAUGAUGCAAUAAUUAAUGAUUUAUCAAGGACAAACAAUCAUGUUAAGGGGUACGAUAGUCGUUUGGAAAGUCAUUUUCCAAAACACCCACAUAUUUAUCAUUUUAUUGAAUUGUUACGUGAUGAACAUUUAUAUCAACAUCAUAGCGUUGAAGAAUCAGAUAUACAAAUAAGGAAACGAAAAAAAUUAUACAAUAAUAUUGAUAGUAAGUUAAAAGAAUUAUAUGAAGAACACAUAAAAGGAACAAUAACACAUGCUAAACUGGCUAUUAAAUGUGGUAGAGCUGUUAAAACAACCCCAAUUAAAACAUGA